AUGUACAGCACGAUCCUCGCAGUCGUAUCCCUCUUUCUCUUCCUCUAUUACUUCGUUCUCCCGGUCAUCAACUAUAUCCGGGACCCUAAAGGAUUCCGCAAAUACCCCAAUUUCAGGUUCUGGUCAGGCAUAUCAGACCUCACUCUCAUAUAUGAAUCACACAAAGGCUUCCGAUCCCGUUCACUACUUGAGGCCCAUAAAAACCACCCUGUCAUCCGCAUAGGGCCAAACAAGCUCUCCUACUCCGAUCCUGCCGCCAUCAAAGACAUCUACGGUCACGGCACGAAAUGCACCAAGGAUGUCUUUUACUCCGAGCUGUCUGGCUCCCAUUUUCAUCUCGCAGACGUGGUGGAUAAGAGCGAGCAUGCUCGGAAACGCAAAGUUCUCGCCAGCGCGUAUGCGAUUAAGAACUUGGAAAACUGGGAGUAUAAAGUGGCCGAUAUGUCGCGCCGCCUCAUCAAGGCCUUUGAUGCUCGAUGUACUGCACCGCUCCCAAAAGGUAGUAUUCCAGAUGAGAAGGAUCUCACUGUCGACUAUCGCAUGUGGUCGAACCUCUUUACAAUUGCCGCUAUCGCCAACAUCGGCUUAAGCGAGGACCUGCGCUUCCUUGAUCAGGGCAGUGAUCUCGUCGCCUCAGAGAGCCAGGAUGGAGCCGUCAAGGAAGUCAACUUUCGAGAGUGCCUGUAUGCCACGGCCUGGGCCACUUCCAACCUGGUCUGGUCCUAUGACUGGUAUCAGACGCUAUGCAGGGUCAGCUCAUUAGUGUCAUCGACCUACCGCCAGAAAUGGAAGCUGAACAAAGACUGGGAUGGGAUCGUGUACAACCGAGCGACCACACGCUGGAAGCGCUAUGAAUCCGGCGAGAAGUUAGACGACUUUUUUACCGCUCUCAUGGCCGACAAAGCCGGGGCCCCAUAUAAUCUCGAAUGGGGGGAGAUUGUGGCCGAGGUGAGCAUCAUGAUGAACGCGGGUUCGGAUACCACGGGAAUUGCAUUGAACAACGUGAUGUUUUCCCUCAUCCGCAACCCACGUUGUCUACGGAAGCUGCAGGAAGAGCUCGAUAAUGUCCUGGACGAGGAUGAAGUCAUUGCGCCAUACGACAAAGUCAAACAUCUCCCGUAUCUUCGCGCCUGCAUCGAUGAGAGCAUGCGGAUGUUCCCUCCUGUGUCCUUCAACCUGCCUCGCCGCACGCCUCCCGAAGGCGCAAACAUUCUAGGGGAAUUUAUUCCAGGCAAUACAUCCGUGAGCAUUUCUGCGUAUGUGGUGCACCGUGACGAAACCAUAUUCCCGGAGCCGAAUGUCUAUCGCCCAGAGCGGUGGCUGGGCGAAGCAGGCAAGGACCUUCAGCCCUAUUUCGUGGCUUUCAGUGCUGGAGCAAGGGGCUGUAUUGGUCGAAAUAUCAGCUAUCUUGAGCAAACGGUUCUACUUGCGUCCUUGAUUCAUCGUUACGAGUUUGCGCUUCCAUCUCCUGAUUGGGAGCCCGUUCGGCGAGAGACAACGAAUCUCAGUUCGGGCCCUAUGCCAUUGAAGCUAUGGAGGCGAGAGGUCGACGGGAUACAGGCUGCCUGA
This is a messenger RNA of Aspergillus steynii IBT 23096, 1569 nucleotides long. RefSeq names its product cytochrome P450. The record is from RefSeq and is a predicted model, not a curated record. NCBI's taxonomy places the organism in Eukaryota, Fungi, Ascomycota, Eurotiomycetes, Eurotiales, Aspergillaceae. The transcript has a single exon. The coding region runs from base 1 to 1569 and encodes 522 amino acids. Gene Ontology annotation, molecular function: iron ion binding; oxidoreductase activity, acting on paired donors, with incorporation or reduction of molecular oxygen; heme binding.